AAACGGCCCCUUGCGGCUAAUAGAACCCAUCUAUAUUUUUAACUGUGUCUGAUCACUGAUCACAGGAUUUUGAGGUCUACAAUACAGAUUGGGUUUCCGUUAUCGUUAAUACUAAACUUUUUCAUAAAUUUUCAUCUGAAACUGUAAAUCGAUCCUUAUUCUUUAGAAUAAAAGUUGUUUUACUCAAUUUUGAUUGGGUUGAUUUAAAAACGAAUAAUAAUUAUGGUCCAUUGAACCUUACAGUACUUCACAGUCCACAUCAUUUGUGUGGGGAUCGCCUGUCUAUGCCGUCGCUAUGAUGAGGACUGUCUGCCUCUGCUUCUGUAUCCUGAUCCAAGGCGGUCUAUGUGCGGAGUCCGAGGAGAGGUUGCUGAAGUGGCUACUGAGUAGAGAGCGUUACAACAAGCUGAUACGACCGGCCAGUAACCGGUUUGAACCAGUUACCAUCAAACUGCAGGUCUCCCUGGCACAACUGAUCAGUGUGCAUGACAGGGAACAAAUUAUGAUCACCAAUGUCUGGCUAACACAGAACUGGGUUGAUUACAGGUUGUCAUGGGAACCCUCAGACUUUGAUGGGAUUGACAAGCUCCGCAUUCCGUCCCGUCAUAUAUGGCUCCCAGAUAUUGUACUGUACAACAAUGCUGAUGGUAUCUAUGAGGUGACAGUCUUCACCAACGCCAUCGUCCUGUCCAACGGCACCAUCUUCUGGCUCCCACCAGCUAUCUAUAAGAGUGCCUGCAAGAUCGAGGUCAAACACUUCCCAUUCGACCAACAGAACUGCACCCUGAAGUUCCGCUCGUGGACCUAUGACCACACUGAGCUACAACUUUACCUCAAGACAGGUGUGGCCAGUAUGGAUGACUUCACGCCCAGUGGAGAGUGGGACAUCUUGGCUUUACCCGGGAGACGUACUUUCUCCAGCUCAGAGCCCAUCUACGUGGAUGUGACCUACGACUUCCUGAUCAAAAGGAAUGAAUAUAUACCGUUGUUCUACACCAUAAAUCUGAUUAUCCCCUGUGUCCUCAUCACCUCUCUGACUGUGUUGGUCUUCUACCUGCCCAGUGACUGUGGAGAGAAGAUCAGUCUGUGUGUCUCUGUACUGUUGGCCCUCACUGUGUUCCUGUUGCUGAUAUCUAAGAUCGUACCGCCAACCUCGCUGGACGUGCCCCUGAUCGGUAAAUACCUGAUGUUCACCAUGGUUCUCGUAACCUUCUCCAUCGUCACCAGUGUGUGUGUUCUGAAUGUCCAUCACCGUUCCCCCAGCACACACACCAUGCCCCACUGGGUUAAAGUUGUGUUCCUGGACUGGCUGCCUGCCCUGCUGUGCAUGAGGCACCCCCAGAACAACUCAGCCAGACAGCGUCUCCGUCAGAGGAGGCAGCUGUCGCUCCAGAAGACCAAGGAGGCUAGCCCAGGGAUGGACCCUGGCGUGGCCUCCUCUCCUUCCUCUUCGCCAUUCCUCCUAUCUCCUGGGUCCUACUACCUCAGAAAAAGGAGUGUGAGGACACAAGAGGGGUUUCUGCCCACGGAGCAACUGUCUGGUCGCCCGUGGUGUGGCAGCUCCAGCUCUGACAUCAGUCACAGUCCUGACCUACAGGAAGCUGUGGACGGGGUGCGAUUCGUAGCUGACUACAUGAUUAGAGACAACAACAAGACUGUGAUUGAGGACUGGAACCUGACGUCCACCAAACCAACCAGCAGCUUCACGUCCACCAAACCAAUCAGCAACCUCAUUUCCACCAAACCAACCAACAGCCUCACGUCCACCAAACCAACCAGCAACCUCACAUCCACCAAACCAACCAGCAACCUCAAGUCCACCAAACCAACCAGCAACCUCACAUCCACCAAACCAACCAGCAACCUCACGUCCACCAAACCAACCAGCAACCUCACGUCCACCAAAACCAAUCAGCAGCCUCACAUCCACCAAACCAACCAGCAACCUCACAUCCACCAAACCAACCAGCAACCUCACAUCCACCAAACCAAUCAGCAGCCUCACGUCCACCAAACCAAUCAGCAGCCUCACGUCCACCAAACCAACCAGCAACCUCACGUCCACCAAAACCAAUCAGCAGCCUCACAGUUGACAGACAAGAUGACAUUCCCCCGGAGAGUCACCAACGUCAUAGCUCACAUUCUCGAGACUUAG
Molecule: messenger RNA, 2155 nt
Organism: Oncorhynchus gorbuscha (pink salmon)
Lineage: Eukaryota; Metazoa; Chordata; Actinopteri; Salmoniformes; Salmonidae
Product: neuronal acetylcholine receptor subunit beta-4-like
Exons: 13
Coding region: 296-2155 (619 amino acids)
Biological process (GO): signal transduction; monoatomic ion transmembrane transport; nervous system process
Cellular component (GO): synapse; neuron projection; postsynaptic membrane
Molecular function (GO): transmembrane signaling receptor activity; acetylcholine-gated monoatomic cation-selective channel activity
Source: RefSeq, a predicted model, not a curated record